Molecule: messenger RNA, 1703 nt
Organism: Agrilus planipennis (emerald ash borer)
Lineage: Eukaryota; Metazoa; Arthropoda; Insecta; Coleoptera; Buprestidae
Product: coiled-coil domain-containing protein 47
Exons: 4
Coding region: 120-1553 (477 amino acids)
Biological process (GO): endoplasmic reticulum calcium ion homeostasis
Cellular component (GO): endoplasmic reticulum
Molecular function (GO): calcium ion binding
Source: RefSeq, a predicted model, not a curated record
UAAUAAAUUUUUGGGUUAUUUAUUGUUGAAGUUAUCAGUGUGAUUAUCAAAACGUCUUGCGAUUUAUAAAUUUUACAAUUAAUUGUAGAAUAUUGGUCGAACUAAUUUAAAGAAUUAAAAUGAGAAAAAAAACUGGAAAAAACUCCAAAGUUUUCAUUUUCGAAGCUAAACCUGCAUUGUUUACCGCUGUGUUAAUGUUAAUUAUUAUUCAAUCAUCGGCUGUAAAUUAUAAGGAUGUUUCUGAUAACGAAUUUGCGGAAUUCGAAGAUUUCGAUGUUGAGGAGGAAGUAAUCUAUCCAGAAGCUGAUAAUGUAGUAUCCAAAGAAUCUAGUCAAAAGAGUUCUGAUGCUUUUGAAGCAGAUGAUCAAGAUGAUAUUGUCGUGGAGGAUGAUUCUGAUUUUGAACACUUUCAAGAUACAGAAGAAUUUGAAGGUUUUGGUGAUGGCAAAGAAGAAAAACCAGGCGCUGAACCGAAAAUUAUUAUUACAAAAGUACCCAUGCAUUUCAGAGCAAAUUGGGACAGUUAUUGGUUAGAAAUCCUAAUGAUAGUAGGUUUAAUUGUGUAUUUUUUAAAUUUUGCAACUGGGAAAAGCAAAAAUACAAAACUGGCAAAUGUUUGGCUACAAACCCAUAAAUCAUUAUUAGAAGAAAACUUUUCAUUGGUUGGAGAUGAUACCAACCUAGAAACUAGAGAAAAUGGGGGCUUAACGAAAGAAAGUGAAAAUGUCUUUACUUUGUGGUGUAGUGGUAGAGUUUGUUGUGAAGGAAUGUUGGUUGAAUUAAAGUUCCUAAAGAGGCAAGAUUUGGUUGCUGUCUUAGCAAACCUAAUGAGACCAUUAAUGGAUCAGAUAUAUGUACGAGUAAUUAUGAAUAAAGAAGACAUGGACAGCUUUAUAUUCUGUGUUGCUUCAAAGAAGGCAGCUCUCCACUUAUCCAAGGAGAUGGCAGAUCUGAGUGAUUAUUGUCCAGAACGCAGACCUGGUGAAAAAUACAAUCUACCCUCUUCUUUUCAAGUCAUGAGUGAAAUUCAUGAAGCAACAUUGGCUAUGCUUGAUUCCAAAGUCACAGCUGUUCUUAACAAGUAUGCUGAUAUGAUUGAGUACAUUCAUUUCUCUGAUCAGUACACUGGAGUUAAACAAGGUGAUGAUAGUCAAAAUUUAAAAUUACCAGAAACACAGAAGGUUUUACUGUUUGGAUUUAAUUUACCAGUAAAAGGAGUUUCUGUAAAUGAAGCUGUUGAACGCAUGAAGCCUCUAAUGACAAUGGUGUUUUAUUGUAUUGAUAAAGUUAAAAGAUACAGAUUAUCAAAAGAGGGAAAAUCCAAAGCAGACAAAAACAGACAACGUGUAGAAGAAUUGUUUUUAAAAUCAACUCAUGUAGCACGUGCAGAAGCUGCUGCAGCCCGUAGAGAAGAACGAAGAAGAUUAGAAAAAGAACGUGUUUUGGCUGAAUCAGAUCCAGAAAAACAAAGACGUUGGGAAGAAAAGGAACAGAAGAGACAGGCUAAGAAACGCGCCCCUAAGAUGAAACAGUUAAAGGUGAAAGCUUUAUAGUUAUAAACUUUCAUCAAGAGCAGCAAAUAAAGACCUCAUAUUGCAAUUAAAUUACAUAUCCGACUUGUUUUACGUAACAUGUAGCUAAACAGUAAACAUGUACAUGGCAACAUACAACUAGAAAAUACAUUUAGACUUUCAACUUUAAAA